This is a messenger RNA of Jatropha curcas, 990 nucleotides long. RefSeq lists its product as uncharacterized. The record is from RefSeq and is a predicted model, not a curated record. NCBI's taxonomy places the organism in Eukaryota, Viridiplantae, Streptophyta, Magnoliopsida, Malpighiales, Euphorbiaceae.
CUUUACCCUAGGUUUGCCCAAUUUGCCUGUUACGCCGCCUUCGAAAAAAAAAAACACAAAAAAGAAAUUGCUCUCUAGUCUUUACUGCGCCAUAAUGGCGACAUCAAGAAACAAAUCCAACGGGUCUUCUCUCUGCACGUGUCGCCGGCCACCGGCGUUGAUUUCGUCGCCGUCGUCAUCUUCUUCCUCUUUUGCUUCGACGGCCUCCAGCUUCACAACUCGAUCUUCCGCCUCUUCUGCCACCGCGAACUUAUUCACACGUGCCACAUCCCCUACACGUGUAAAUAUGUACAGUCACCACCAUCGCCAGAACACCAAUCAAUCGACGCCGUCCUUGCGAUUCUCAAUCGAUCGUCCAAUCUCCCCCAACCGUUCGUUAUCCAUGAAAAGGAACGCGUCCAAUGGCAAUGCAGUGUCGAAUCAGAAAAGAACGUGUGCGUGUUCACCUACGACGCAUCCAGGCUCUUUCCGGUGCGCCUUCCACAGGGCAUUGAUGAGAAACAAUGGCUAUAGUACACAAUCGGCGUCGUAUCACUCCAGUAGCAGACUGAACUUCCGGCGGUCGGCGAUGACUAAUUCGCUGGUGAGGAUCGGAGGUGUGGAAGGAGAGCUGGUAAAGAGAGCAUUGUCGGCUCUUAUUCGGCCUUCUUCGCAUCAGCUUCGGCGUCGGGCCGAUUUCCAGCCGAGACCUAGCCGGCUCUCCGUCAUGUCCAAAGCCAGCGAUUCAUGAAUUCUUUUGAUUUUGCAGCGGUUUUUGUUUAAAUCGGUGUGUUGACUCAGUUGCUUACACAUAAUUUUUCUUUUUUAUAUCGUGAUUUUAUAGAUCGAUAACAGUAGUAGACGAGGCAAUAUUUGUAAAGAUCGGGAAAGAUCGGGAGAUGAUUGAUUUGAUUGUAAUUAAAAUUUUGUUGAGGGACUAUUAGAAUUUUGUUAUUAAAUCUUUAGAACAUUUCUUCUCGUUAGUGAAUCCAACACUCUGACCAUUUCGAA